Molecule: messenger RNA, 670 nt
Organism: Paramisgurnus dabryanus
Lineage: Eukaryota; Metazoa; Chordata; Actinopteri; Cypriniformes; Cobitidae
Gene: mrpl32
Product: mitochondrial ribosomal protein L32
Biological process (GO): translation
Cellular component (GO): mitochondrial large ribosomal subunit
Molecular function (GO): structural constituent of ribosome
Source: RefSeq, a predicted model, not a curated record
CACGAUCAAGCGCAGGCGCAAUGUGACGCUUAGCAGUGACCGUGAGGAUGUUUGCUCUGUACAUGUCGGAAUAAACUCAUGAAACAAAUCACAAUGUCGUUAUCGGGUUUACUUCAGUUUGUCAGAUCUUCACUGCAGCGACUGGAGCUCAGUUUAGCGCAGUCGAUGGGGUUUGACAGGAGCCUUGGUCCAGCUCUGGCAGUGAAUGGUCCCAGCAUUUUCCCUAUAACCCAUAACAAUGGUGAUGAAGAAAGCUCAGAGCCAAGUCUUUUGGACAGCAUUUUCUGGAUGGCAGCUCCUAAAAAGAGACGAACCAUCGAAGUGAAUCGUUGCAGAAGACGAAACCCAAAUAAACUGAUAGAAGUCAAAAACAAUAUUGAGCCGUGUCACGAGUGUGGCAACAUGAAACUCAAGCAUGUUCUGUGUGGAUUCUGCUAUGAAAAGGUCAGGAAGGAGACAGGAAUGAUACGAAAGCAGAUCUCCAUCAUGGAAGGUGGACCUCUUAACACUCCUGCUGUGGACUCUGUUGUUUUAUAUGAAAAUGAAACUCCUUCGGAAGCAGACAAGAGCAAGAGAAUAAUAGAGCGCAGCAGGAAACGUCCAUAUUGGUUUCACUUGUAAUAUAUGUUCUUGACUUUUUUUGUUUAAUAAAUAUCAACUUUAACACGUC